UUUAAUCUUGUUUUGUUAUUAUUAAAAUUGAAAUUAAUCAAACUUUGAUAUUGUAUUAGUCAUAUGAUUUGUAGCUUUAGUGACAUUUUUUUAUACUUUUUCAUAUUUUUAUACCCUAAUCAAAUUUUUCAUUCAUCUUAGUUACAUUUUCAUACAUGAAUUAUUUGACAUACCUUGAUCGAUAUAUUAUAGCUUCAAUUAUAUUUUUUAUACCAUCCUUGGUUUUUUUUUUUUACCAUUAUCAUAUUUUUAUACCCUUGUCACAUCAUUAGUACCAUGAUUACGUUUUUCAUACCUGAAUUACAUUUUUGGAACCCGUUAACACCGUCCACUACUCUUAAUACCAAGCAUAGGCACGUGUAUUGGCACCUUGCCCUCUUGUGGCCCGCAGGCAUGAAAGCAAGCAUGCCUUCUCCCCACUAUGAGAGAUUUGGUGGGGGUAGAGAACAUCAGUUAGCUUCAAAAGCAUAAUAUCUCCUACCACAACAUAUGGCGUAGGCAUGGCAUAGCAUCAUGACACAUAGCAUGGCAUGUAGCACAACACGCGACAUGGCAGAUGGGGCCUUGUGUGUGGCUGGCUCGACUAAAAAAUGUUUGGGAAUUUCUGAUGGUUUUGGAUUUUCCCUUUUGAAGAGACACUCUAAAUGCGGAAAAUAUUUUUCUAGACUUAGUGACGAAUUUCGGGAAAUUAUGGGGCCUUCCAAGGAUAUGUGAUGUUUCAUCCUAUAUGAAUGGAAAUGACUUGGAAACACACCGGAGGGACACGCUUAAGGUAAGGGCAAGGCUUGGACGAGCUAACACGAGGGCACAAAGCCUUUUUUUUUUUCUUUUUUCCUUUUUUUUUUCUUUUUUUUUUUUUUCUUUUUUCUCUUUUAUUGGAUUUUUGGAAAGAGCAUUUGUUGGUCUGAUCUCCAGAAAACCUUGGAUUCAUUUUUCAAAGGUUUUUACAUCCUAGUGAAACAAAAUUAGUGUUUUCUUUGGACAAUUUAGUUCCUGGCUCCCAAAAUGCUUGUAAUGGCCACUGUAAGAAUGCACCAUGUGCUGCUCAUAGAAGAUGGAGUGUCCACUCAAACCACCCACCAAGUAUUCCAACUCCAAGUCAACAGCAUGGUGCAUUGAGACCACUGAGAGCUAAUGUAUGAAGAGGCAUUUGCCACCACUUGAAAACAUCCAAAACUAGAGCUAUCCCUCAGGUUCAGACAUGGACAAGUUUCAGAGCCAUGGAGUCAUUGUCCGCCUGCUACAUCUUCUUCUCCCCCUCCAACUCUUAUCCCUUCAAUCUCUUUCUUUAUCUUACACUCCUCCAAGUAAGUACUUCAUCAACUGUGGGUCACAGAACAAUACCAACCAUACUGGCAGGACCUUCGUUGGGGACGUGAGUUCUGACUCCUCUUUCACCUUAUCUCCGAAGCGGGACGACCCUGUUGUAGACAGCAGCCCUUCUCCGACUACAUCUCAACUCUAUCAAACAGCUAGGAUUUUCAAAGGGUCGUCUUCAUAUGUGUUUCACAUCGACCAAAAUGGCACUUAUUUGGUACGCCUCCAUUUCUUCCCCUUUUCUUCCCCAACUGAUCUCUCGACUGCUCUUUUCGAUGUUUCGGUUUCUGGGCUACCCGGGUUGCUUCAGAAUUUCUCUGUGCAAAACACCAGCAACCUUCCUCUGAUAAAGGAAUUCUUACUCACAAUUAAUAUCAGCAAAUUCACUGUGAAAUUUGAACCUUCUCAAGAGUCGUCCUUCGCAUUUGUAAAUGCAAUAGAAGUCUUCAUUGCUCCUGAUAGCUUUAUCCCUGAUUCUGCUCUACUAGUUACCCGAAAAGGAAGUAAAAGUAGUAGUUACAAGGGUCUGUUAUCUCGGGUUCUCCAAAAAAUUCACAGGGUCAAUGUUGGGGGAAGUGAAAUUGAACCCGGUUCAGAUACUCUAUGGAGAAACUGGGUUCCAGAUGACACUUUUCUUUUCAAUAGGAGCACUGCAAGAAAUAAAUCUUAUGAUCAGCCGAUUGAGUACCAGGAAGGCCAGAGUGAAUAUAAUAACAGCGAUAGAUAUAUUGCCCCGGAGAAUGUUUAUUUGACUGCCAAAGAAAUGAAUACAAAUGAGGGAGACCAGUUGCAAUCCUUCAACAUCAGUUGGGGUUUUAAUGUGACUAAGAAUGCUACACACCUUCUUCGGGUUCACUUCUGCGACAUCACUAGUGCCUCGCUAUCACUAAGUCCAUGGAUCAAUCUCUAUAUCAAUAGCAUCUUCAGUCGGAACAUAAAGAUUAUCACCUUGGCAGCCCCUUUUUACCUUGAUUUUGUAGUUGUUUCAGAUAAUUCCGGACUUCUUAAUAUCAGUAUAGGGCCUCAUAGGGAUUCUCCAGUAAACAAUUCCUUUCUCAAUGGCCUGGAGAUUAUGGAAAUCAUGCAGGAAUUGGGUUGGGUUUCAAUCGAAAAUGAAUCUAAGAAGAAAUAUAUUCCUCUCCUAGUUGGUUCAGUUGUUGGAGGUUUGGCUCUUGUCUGCCUUGUGGUAGUUGUGCUCUUGUUGCAAUCAAAAUGCAGGAAGGGAAAGCCUACUCAAGCUACGGAUUGGUUGCCAAUUACUGUUGAUAGGGGACUGAGUUCCCACGGCAGGCUACAUGAGGCAACCAAUCAUAGCUCCCCUGUUCCAUAUUUAAAUCUGGGAUUAAAGAUACCUUUUGCGGAAGUUCGGUCAGCAACAAAAAACUUCAGCAGCAAGCUGCUGGUAGGCAAGGGUGGAUUUGGCAAAGUCUACCAAGGAACUCUCAGGAAUGGCAUGAAAGUGGCAGUGAAGAGAAGUCAGCCAGGACAUGGCCAAGGCCUGCCUGAAUUCCAGACUGAGAUAUUGGUGUUAUCCAAAAUUCACCAUCGCCAUCUGGUUUCCCUGGUUGGGUAUUGUGACGAAAGGAAUGAAAUGAUUCUGGUUUAUGAAUUUAUGCAGAAGGGCACUCUGAGAAGUCAUCUUUAUGAUUCAGAUUUGCCUUGUUUGUCUUGGAAGCAAAGGCUGGAAAUUUGCAUUGGUGCAGCAAGGGGACUUCACUACCUCCACACAGGUUCAGAAGGGGGAAUCAUUCACCGUGAUAUUAAGUCCACAAACAUCUUGCUUGACGACAACUUUGUUGCUAAAGUUGCUGAUUUUGGAUUAUCAAGAUCAGGUCUUCCUCAUCAAACCCAUGUCAGCACAGCUGUAAAAGGCACCUUUGGAUAUCUUGAUCCAGAGUACUUCAGGACCCAACAGUUGACAGACAAAUCGGAUGUUUACUCUUUUGGUGUGGUUCUUCUGGAAGUGCUAUGUGCCAGACCAGUUAUCAAUCCCUCACUUCCAACGGAGCAAGUAAAUCUAGCUGAAUGGGUGAUGGUUUGGCAGAAGAGAGGAUUACUUGAACAGGUUAUUGAUCCUUUGCUCGUGGGUAAAGUCAAUCUCAACUCACUAAGAAAAUUUGGUGAAACGGCAGAGAAAUGCUUGCAGGAAGAAGGAGCUGAUAGGCCUACUAUGGGUGAUGUGGUGUGGGACUUGGAGUAUGCUUUUCAGCUUCAACAAACUGCAAUGCAGAGGGAGCCAUUAGAGGACAGCACAAACGAUGCUGCUUCCACAUUUCCAUUGCCUACCAUUCAGCGUUAUCCUUCAUAUAGCUUAUCAAUUUCAAACAUCCAUGGGCCCGAAAGGAGGGACAGCAGUUCAGAGACAACAGAAAGCGAAGUUUUCUCCCAGUUGAGGAUUGCCCAUGGCAGAUAACUUCAGUGUCCUUGAGGCAAGGUUAUGAGCUCACAUUUGUUCAGCUUCCACACACUGUUUUAGGUGUAGAAUCAGGGAUAAAGUUUGUCAAUUGCUUAAGAUGUGUUGUUUCUAAUGGGCUCAAAGGACUAGUAUAUUAGCCUUGAUAAGUUGGCAGAUUGGCUUGUGUGUCAAACAAAUUUCAGUUUAUAAGAAAUUGGACUAAUAAAUCUCUACCCCAUUAGAAACUCUA
Molecule: messenger RNA, 3962 nt
Organism: Vitis vinifera (wine grape)
Lineage: Eukaryota; Viridiplantae; Streptophyta; Magnoliopsida; Vitales; Vitaceae
Product: probable receptor-like protein kinase At5g24010
Exons: 1
Coding region: 1202-3730 (842 amino acids)
Biological process (GO): protein autophosphorylation
Cellular component (GO): plasma membrane; plasmodesma
Molecular function (GO): transmembrane receptor protein tyrosine kinase activity; ATP binding
Source: RefSeq, a predicted model, not a curated record